This is a messenger RNA of Zerene cesonia (dogface butterfly), 1677 nucleotides long. Its product is annotated as organic cation transporter protein-like. Bases 2 to 1486 code for a protein of 494 amino acids. Gene Ontology annotation, cellular component: membrane. Gene Ontology annotation, biological process: transmembrane transport. The record is from RefSeq and is a predicted model, not a curated record. The transcript has 3 exons. Gene Ontology annotation, molecular function: transmembrane transporter activity. NCBI's taxonomy places the organism in Eukaryota, Metazoa, Arthropoda, Insecta, Lepidoptera, Pieridae.
AAUGGAGGUUGAAGAUGUAAUAGAAACAACCAUAGGACGAUCCGGCAGAUAUCAGCUGUGGAUAUUUUUUCUUAUAUCUAUAGGUCGGUUUCCUACUGAAUAUCAAUUGACAAACGUUGUGUUUAUUUUGCCAAACCCUGAAUAUGUGUGUAAGGAUGAGGGAGCUAAUAAUGCAUCAAAUUUUUGUCCUUGCAACAACCCGGAGUAUGAUACAAGCAACGUUAUGAAUUCGGUAUCAAGUGAGUGGGAUUUAAUUUGUGAUAAACGUCAUUUAGCCAGCUUAGGCCAGUCUAUGCUGCAAAUUGGUAUAUUAGCUGGAAGCAUAUUUUAUGGACACAUUUCAGACAGAUACGGACGCAAGAUUGCUUGUUUGCUUGCAUUGACAGCAGAAGUGUUCUUUGUGGCAAUUUCUGCCGCAGUGACGGAAUUUUGGAUGUUUGCGGUCUGCCGCUUCUUCAUAGGAGUGGCAGUGGGCGGCACUAUGCUCUGUUGUUAUAUUAUUGUGAUCGAGCUCUUCGGAAAAUCAUUUAGACCUUACUUGCCAGGUCUCAUAGAAAUGUCAUAUAUAAUCAGCUAUUUGUCACUUCCGCUAAUCGCUUAUUUCUUAAGAGAUUGGAAACAUUUACAAUUGGUGACCUCAUUGCCCUGGGUUUUCGUUUUACUUUAUUAUUAUCUGAUACCGGAAUCACCGAGAUGGCUGAUUACAAUGGGUAGGAAGAAGGAAGCCAUCGAACUUUUAACAUUUAUCGCGAAGAAGAAUAACAUGCCAAUCGAAGAUAUAGAAGCAACUGUUGUGAGAGGAUACAUGGCUGCGUUACAUGAAGAAAGGAAAGAGCACGCUUCCUAUUUAGACUUAUUUAAGACGCCAAAGAUUAGGAGAUACACUCUGAUUAUAGCCUUCAUUUGGCUGUGUUGUGCUCAUACGUUUUUUGGUAUCAAUCAAUAUAUAGGUCGAUUACAAGGCAAUAUUUAUGUAAACGUCGCUCUGUCAGCGACAAGUCUCAUACCUGGUAUAGUACUAGUUGUAUUAGCUUCACUUUAUUUAAAACGAAAAACGAGUGUAAUAACUAGCUUUAGUGUAGCAGCUAUUUCAUUAUUAUUGUUUAUAGUAAUUCCGCGAUCUUUGGAAACUGUGACAAGAGUGUUGGCUAUAAUCGGUAUGAUUGGAGCUUAUACAUCUUUUGUACAGAUAUACUUAUAUUCCUCUGAAAUUUUCCCCACUGUUAUACGGAAUUCGGCGAUGGGUUUCGCAUCAGUAUUUGCUAGAUUCGGAGGUUUCAUUGCACCGUUCGUCGUCAAUAUUGGUGUAGAGUGGGUAUCAAUACUUAUAUUUAGUGUCUUGGCUAUGUGCGCUGCUUCACUUUGCAUAUUUUUACCAGAAACAAAAGAAACGGUGCUUUUAAAUACAAUUGAACAAACGGAAAAUAAAAAUGAGUUGGACCACAGAGAAAACACUGAGAACUCUAAGGCACCAAAUACAAAUUAAUGUAAUGUAUUUUCAACAUUUCGUAUUAUUAUAAUGACAAUUAGACAGAAGUAGUAAGUAUUAGUACAUUAUUAUUUAUUUGAUAGUUUAGUAGGCUCUGAGUUGGGACAUUUUUACAUAAAUCUAUAUUUGCCUCACAUUAGACGAAGCGUUUGCUUGAUGACAAUUGAUCUAGAUGUUAUUUUCAUGGA